This is a messenger RNA of Babesia bovis T2Bo, 508 nucleotides long. RefSeq names its product clathrin assembly family protein. The record is from RefSeq and is a predicted model, not a curated record. Gene Ontology annotation, cellular component: AP-1 adaptor complex; intracellular membrane-bounded organelle. NCBI's taxonomy places the organism in Eukaryota, Apicomplexa, Aconoidasida, Piroplasmida, Babesiidae. Gene Ontology annotation, molecular function: clathrin-cargo adaptor activity. Gene Ontology annotation, biological process: vesicle-mediated transport; protein transport. The coding region runs from base 22 to 489 and encodes 155 amino acids. The transcript has 3 exons.
CUGAUUUGGGCUGUCAACAACAUGAUUAAAUUUUUUAUGGCUAUAAGCCGCCAGUGUAAGCUGCGGCUGGUGAAAUGGUUUGUUCCUGUGGACAACAAGGACAGGACCGCUAUAAUGCGGGAGUUAUCGCAUUUGGUCGUUAAUCGCAACUCAAAGCAGUGUAAUUUUAUUGAAUGGAGAGAUGAUAAACUGGUAUUUCGUCGGUACGCCAGUCUGUACUUUGUUCUUUGUGUUGAUCGUGAUGCCAAUGAGCUUUUGAUGCUGGAGAUAAUUCAGCACUAUGUAGAGUUAUUGGACCGUUAUUUUUGUAACGUAUGUGAGUUAGACAUGGUUUUCAAUGUGACAAAGGCUUAUCAUAUAUUGGAUGAGAUGCUGAUUGACGGUAAUCUAUAUGAAUGUAGCAAGAAGGCUGUGUUGCGGAACGUGUCAGCUCAGGACGCUCUUUGUGAAAAGACCAAAGGUAUUUUAUCUGGCAACUCAUCAUAUUAAUUAACGGUUUUGCGAGCGU